Cylicostephanus goldi is the source of this 532-nucleotide messenger RNA. The record is from the annotation of a GenBank genome assembly. Lineage: Eukaryota; Metazoa; Nematoda; Chromadorea; Rhabditida; Strongylidae.
GUAGUGAUUUUUCAUCGUUAUAUAUUUGUUAUAUCAAGUUAUUUGUGAAUAGGGUUUGAUUACCCCAUUAAUUUGAGGUAGUGCCGAUAAAGUGGUUUACUUGGUUGUGUUGUCAACAGCGAAAACCACCGAGCCUUUUUAUGGCAGGAACAUUAUAGAAAGCAGAAUCAGGAAGCGCCGAACAAAACACUACGCCAACACUCAGAGGGCGAGGAAAAAGAGUGCAUACCGAAAAGAUGCCACCAGCAAUCCGAAAGCGGCGAUUCAGAGUACGGUACGCGCGGAAGAAGAGAAACUUCCGAAGAAACAGAAAAAACUUCCGAACCAAGUGCACAUCCAGAAGGCCAGAACAGCCCAUUCCACAAAGGAACAACUCGUCGUGGAAGUCAUUGAAGUCUUCAAAGAAGUGAACGAGAUACACGAGCUGUAUGAUGAGGACGAGGAACGUAUCGUAGAAAUUUUAGACGAAGAAGAUGAUGAGCAAGGUAAAUGGAAUCAAGUCCGAGGCGGGAAAGAAGAGCAACUCACUUGA